AUGGCGACGCUGCUAGACACGACGAUGGAGGCGCUGGAGCCGGAGGAGCACGCGGACAACAACCUGCGUGUACCGCAGAGUGCGGAGCCCGAGACUGACGCGCCCGAGGACGAGGACGACGAUGAAGACUUCCACUUUAACGCUCCGUCCUACUACGACCUGAAGAAUCCGGCGCUGGAGCGGCGCUACGUCAACAACGCGGACGGCUACUUCUCGUCGCCCGCGCCACCAGCCGCUAUGUUCAAGCGCUCUCCUUCCACUAUCGAUAAGAACGACGUAUCAACAGAGCCGCCAGUUCCUGUAACAAGAACGUUAAGUAAAAGUUACGAAGAUUCAGAUAAUAAUAAUAACGCGCUGGAGGAAGAUAAUGAUGAGGAGAUGGAGGAGAAGGCCAUGCUGGACACAACCAUGGCUGGACCAGAAGAGGAAGACGUGGAGACGGUGCUGAACAGGAGCAACUUGCUGGACGACAGGGAGGAGAGCUUCGAGGAAGUUUUCAGACACUACGCGUCGUCAUCUCAGUCUUCCGCCACGUCCUCGUAUCUACUCCAUGAGCUGGACACUUCUACACACAGUUCCACUCAUGGAGGUCACUUUUCUCCUCACAGUUCACAGACAUCUUCGUCAUCUGCGGCGUUAAAGGACAAUACGAAGAGCAGGGCCCGGGAUCCAGUCGUCUCGUCCAAGCUGAUGCAGCCCACGCAGUCGUACCUAAGACGACUGCAGGCGGAGCAGAGGAUGAGGGAGCAGAGCUACAUGGAGGACAUUCCCGUGGAGGAAAAGCCCCACCGUGUGACUCGGCCAAGAAGUCCAAAGCUACACACCAAGACGCGACCAACGAACCCGAACGAUGUGUCUCGGAUGAGCAGCACGAGUCGAGAGCUGCUGAAAAUUCAGGAAGAGCGACUGCAUUUGCAGCUAGAGAAACUCAAGAUUCGAGAGUUUCACGAGAAGACAAAAGUGCAGCGACCGCCGACCAACGUCCACCAGCGAUCGACAAAGCAGCUGACGAUCCCGCAGACUCCGCAUUUCGCGGUGGAGAAUCGGAUUCGACGUGCUCACAGUGGAAGCGAAGGGAGCGAUUCAGGACACGAUAAAGCUAGUCCACCCAUUGCUGCGGAGAAGCUGCUUACUCGUGAUUUUUCGCUCCCGUUGCCACCACAUCGAGAGACUCGACACAUGGUCACGACACCGCAUUCUCCGCAGCUCCAAACAGCCACCCGAGCAGCACAGCGUCCACCACCAGCGCCAGUGUCCCGUGAACAGGAGAAACCGGCAGUUCCGAGCUAUACGCGCUCAAAAUCUGGUGGCCUUACACAGCCUAUGACUCCACAACUACAAACGAGUCGACGUGCAGCAGCACAUCGCCCGAUCGAGAUUGUCGACCACGACGCGGAGGAGCUGGCGAAGAAGUUCCAUGCGAGGCCUUUGAAGAGGAGCAUCCUCGAGCCGAAAUCGCGUCCUCGCUACUCACCAGCCAAAUCGGACAGUAAAGCCCGUUUAACACAGCCGACAUCGCCCAAGCUGCCGACGAGUGCACGAUCAGUAACCCGUCCAAGUGCCUCAGAGCGUGCUGCGUCCGUAUCUGCUGAGAUAGACCGCCACCGCAAGGAGCGAGAACAGCGGCUGAAAGCGCGCCAAACAGGUCAGACCGCUCAGAAGUCUAUACCUCCUCCCAUCCGACGUCCUGUGAUCCCUGAAACCCCACCGCUUAAGAGCAUCCAGCGCCAUCGAGAGUAUCAGGAGAACUUCCGUCGGAAGCUCGAAGCCGAGAAGAAAGAAAGAGAGAAGCAGCACCAGUUCAGAGCGAACCCCAUGCGUGUGGCCGCAACACCUGCGAAGUUUGAGGGCUCCACCAAACCACUCACUGAAGUGAAGCCGUUCGAGUUGCCAGGAGAGCGGUAUCUUGAGCACGCCCGUGAGCGCUUGGAACAAAAGCGGCGAGAGGAAGAAGAGCGUUUGAAAUCGUCAGGAACGUUUCGGGCGAAGCCCAUGCCCGUGUUCGAGUCCGACAGUGUCCAAACUGUAGCCAGCACCAGACCUCUUACACAGACCGAGUCCCCCAUGCUGGCAACUAAAAGUCGAGCAGCAGAACGCGCUGCAUUCGAAGCAGCAGAGAAAGAGCGUCGCGAACGAGAAGAAGCUUUUCGGCAGCAACGAGAGCAACAAGAGCGACAACUAGAGGAAGAGGAAAUCAAGCGCUUGCGCCAGAAAGAGAUGAUUUUCCAUGCACGCCCUGUUCCAGAGAACAAACCUUUCCAGCUGAAGCACGAUACCAGACCGCUGACAGAGCCAAUUAGCCCGCUCCAGCACUCCUAG
Phytophthora nicotianae INRA-310 is the source of this 2319-nucleotide messenger RNA. RefSeq lists its product as hypothetical. Gene Ontology annotation, biological process: activation of protein kinase activity; regulation of mitotic spindle organization. The transcript has 3 exons. The coding region runs from base 1 to 2319 and encodes 772 amino acids. NCBI's taxonomy places the organism in Eukaryota, Oomycota, Peronosporomycetes, Peronosporales, Peronosporaceae. Gene Ontology annotation, cellular component: spindle; microtubule. The record is from RefSeq and is a predicted model, not a curated record.